AUGCCCGACUUUGCAUCUGUGACCUGUCUUCCUCACAACCUCUUGCUGUGUGCGUUAUUUGUGGUUUACGAAUCCCGGACAGGAACUGGGAUCCUUUGGACGCCGAUCUUGCCGCCUCUUCCAGGUCCCCUAAAAACCAAGCAGGCACUGGCUGUGGGGAACCCUGGCAAGCAAAGCUGGCGGCUCAUUCACGGACGAGCAGGUCUGGGAAACUGGGCGGUUUCGCCACCUUCUUCAAGCAACUUUGUUUCCACCUGCAGAGGCGUCCUGGCGAAAACGCCAUUCAGCUCUUUAUUCACUUCAGAUCACUACCCAGGAACCUUCUCUGUUCUUCUUUAUUCCGUCCUUGCUCCGGCAUCGUUUGAUGCUGCCUUUAUAAAAAGCGGCAGACAGCCCACCGCGGGAUAG
Messenger RNA from Akanthomyces muscarius, 408 nucleotides. RefSeq lists its product as uncharacterized. Bases 1 to 408 code for a protein of 135 amino acids. Lineage: Eukaryota; Fungi; Ascomycota; Sordariomycetes; Hypocreales; Cordycipitaceae. The transcript is spliced from 3 exons. The record is from RefSeq and is a predicted model, not a curated record.